AUGUUGGGUGAGAAGGCUUUGCGUUUGAGGGUCUGCGACGACCUGAGGCUGAGCGUUGCGACUUGGGCUGAGGGUGAGACGAGCCUCGAAGAUCGAGUUGGAGGCCGAGGCGAAUUAGCUACCGAUAACCGCCGCAUGGAUGCAGUUACGCGAACGACGGGGGCGCCGCUAGGCGAGAGAGGAGGCAGGACGUCGCUGUCGGUUGAGGCUGAAACAGAGGAGGUUGGCGCAUUCGAGUCGCCUUCCGUGACCGAGUCCCUGGGGGCGGCAGUUCCUGAAGUGUCCAUUAGACUUUCGGAAGAAGAAGAAGGAAAGGUAUUUGAAGAAAAAUGGGCUUCUGCUGACAUGCAGGCAGAUGAAUUAUUCCUUGUAACGGCCGCUACGCGACGUGUGGGAGGACCCACGGAAUGCCUGGAAGGACCAUCGGGGUCCGGAGGUUGCGAUGUAGAAGGCGGAUCACCCGUGUCGACAGAAAGCGCUAGAAAGAAUAUUCGGGCCUACUCAAGUUUUCUGAAACGUAAAUGA
Haemonchus placei is the source of this 525-nucleotide messenger RNA. Lineage: Eukaryota; Metazoa; Nematoda; Chromadorea; Rhabditida; Trichostrongylidae. The record is from the annotation of a GenBank genome assembly.